UUCCGGAUCCCACUUAUCGACCUGAGUCGGUUCACGGAAGCCAAGUCGAAUGACGAGAAGAAGAAAACAGCCCAGGACAUAGUAGACGGUUUCAGAGAAGUCGGAUUCAUAUACCUGGACCGGCACGGGAUUCCAGAGUGGCAGGUCAAAAAUGCAUUCGACAAGAGUGCGCAAUUCUUUAAUAUGCCUCAGGACGUCAAGGACAAGCUGGCAUGGGAGGAUCCUCGGUCCAACCGUGGAUAUGUCCGCGUGGGCCGCGAACGAGUAACCCAGGUACAAGACCCCGCCGAGAUCGCAGCUCUUCGAGCCAAGGCGCCAGACACCAAGGAGAGCAUGGAAAUCGGACGGGACUGGGAUCCUACCUGGAGGAACAUGUGGCCGCAGGAGACGGAUGCACCAGGAUUCAAACAGACCAUGCUGGACUUCUUCAGGACAUGCCAUGACUUGCAUACGGUCGUGAUGCGCGCGAUUGCACUCGGCCUUGACCUGGACGAGGCAUUCUUCCAGGAUAAGAUUGAUGGACAGUGGCAUAACCUCCGGCUUCUGAACUAUCCUCCUGUUCGAAGAUCGCUGCUCAAGCGAGAAGGCCAAGCCCGAGCCGGUGCUCAUUCAGACUAUGGAACUUUGACUCUAUUGUUCCAGGAUUCGGUGGGCGGUCUUGAAGUGCAGAAUCCUCACACGAAACAAUACCAGCCCGCGCCGCCCAUUCCUGGCACGAUCGUAGUGAACGCAGGGGACCUUCUCGCCCGCUGGAGCAACGACGUCCUCCGCUCUACCCUCCACCGAGUAGUCGCUCCUCCAGCGAAGAAAGUGAGCGAGACCGAGAGUAUCACUCCCGCCCGCCAGUCCAUCGCUUUCUUUUGCAACCCCAACUUUGACGCCACUAUCUCGUGUUUACCGAACUGUGGGAAGGAAGCCAAGUAUGAGCCUGUAACGACGGAGCAGUACAUUGUCAGGAGGCUGGGGGAGACCUAUGCUUGA
This is a messenger RNA of Gloeophyllum trabeum ATCC 11539, 981 nucleotides long. RefSeq names its product Clavaminate synthase-like protein. Gene Ontology annotation, molecular function: dioxygenase activity. The annotation marks the transcript as partial. Lineage: Eukaryota; Fungi; Basidiomycota; Agaricomycetes; Gloeophyllales; Gloeophyllaceae. The transcript is spliced from 6 exons. The record is from RefSeq and is a predicted model, not a curated record.